UCCCUACUUGUUGUUAUGAAUUGGAUAUAAAAGCAUUGCAGAAAUUGCCAAGGCACAUAUUCAACAAUUUGUGUAUUAAGAUAUAGUUACUGUUACAACCAAAGACAAAAUGAAAUCCUUCAUUGUUUUCACUUGUGUUUUAGUGGCAGCCAUGGCUAGCCAUUUGCCAAACCUGCCCGAAAGUGAAAGAAUUAAACUAGCUAAAGUACAUGCCGACUGUCAAGCUGAUCCCAAAACCUAUGUAGAUGAAGAUAAAUUAAGAAACCUUCAAAACAACAUCAAUGACCAUCAAGUAGGUGUUCAUAUGUUCUGCAUGGCUGUAAAAGCAGGAUUAUUGAAGAGCAACGGAGACCUUGAUAUUCCUGCUAUUACCAGCAAAGUUUCCUUGGUGGUGAAAGAUCAUUCUAAGGUUGAUGGACUCGUCCAAAAAUGCGCCAAAAAAUCAGAUAACUCUGGAAAAACCGCCAACUUGUUGUUCGUGUGCUUCGUCCAAAACGACAUUCAAUACUACCAUAAAUUGUAAAUUUUCUAGUAUACCAAAUUGAAGCUGUAACCAAAUUGUAUUUAAUAAAGAAUUAUGUGAACGUUACAA
Molecule: messenger RNA, 592 nt
Organism: Diabrotica virgifera virgifera (western corn rootworm)
Lineage: Eukaryota; Metazoa; Arthropoda; Insecta; Coleoptera; Chrysomelidae
Exons: 2
Coding region: 110-523 (137 amino acids)
Molecular function (GO): odorant binding
Source: RefSeq, a predicted model, not a curated record